Messenger RNA from Fusarium tjaetaba, 1518 nucleotides. Its product is annotated as 6-phosphogluconate dehydrogenase. Gene Ontology annotation, cellular component: cytosol. Lineage: Eukaryota; Fungi; Ascomycota; Sordariomycetes; Hypocreales; Nectriaceae. Gene Ontology annotation, molecular function: NADP binding; phosphogluconate dehydrogenase (decarboxylating) activity. The record is from RefSeq and is a predicted model, not a curated record. The transcript has 3 exons. The coding region runs from base 1 to 1518 and encodes 505 amino acids. Gene Ontology annotation, biological process: pentose-phosphate shunt; pentose-phosphate shunt, oxidative branch.
AUGUCAGAAAGACAAAUAGCAAAGAUCGGUAUGGUGGGAAUGGGCAGCAUGGGCUCCAUGAUGUCCCUCCUCUUCGCUGAGAAAGGCUGCAAAGUGUACUACUUCGACAUCAGCGAAUACAAUAUGAAGGCAGCCGAGAAAAUGGUCAAAGACGUCAACGAGGAAACGCGAGUCUUUCGCCAACACAGCUAUCAACAACUCUGCGGAGAAAUAUACUCCGAGAACCACCCACGGAUCAUCAUCUUCAGUAUCCCCCACGGAAACCCUGGCGAUGAAUGUGUCAAGGCUCUGCGACCGUACAUGACAAAGGGAGAUAUUAUUCUUGACUGUUCAAACGAGUUCUACGGUAACACGGAACGACGACAAGCGGAUCUCGCAAAAGAUGGCAUUUUUUAUGUCGGAUGUGGCGUCUCAGGCGGGUAUCAGAGUGCACGAGCUGGUCCGUCAAUGUCACCUGGCGGCGACCCCCAAGCCCUCGAAAUCAUCAUGCCGCUUCUCAAAAGAGUCGCAGCAAAAGAUCGCGAUGGUAAACCAUGUACCAGCCCAAUUGGCCCAGGCGGUUCAGGGCAUUAUGUCAAGAUGAUCCACAAUGGAAUCGAACAAGGCAUGAUGUCAGUUAUUUCGGAAGUAUGGUAUAUCCUCACCAAGGGUCUUCAACUCAACUACGAAGAAGCAGCUGGUGUUUUUGAGAAGUGGAACCAGACACCGGAGCUUUACAGUACGUUUCUGAUCUACAUCGCUGUUGAUAUCAACAGGGCGAAAGAUGAGGAGGGACGAUAUGUCCUGGGCAGGGUUCAGGAUAAGGUUGUGCAGGAUGUUGAUAACACUGAAGGGACGGGGACGUGGUCUUGUGAAGAGGCGGUGAGACUGCAUGUCCCUGCUGCGAAUAUCGUCAGUGCGCAUUUAUUCAGAUGUACUUCGGCUGAACUGAGUCAGCGCGCUGCAGAUGCUGAGGUUUCAGGACGUUGGCAGCCUUCAGUGAUGAAAGUCACUUCGAAGGACGGCUUUAUCGAAGAUCUGCGGAAGGCGACAUACUUUUGUUUGUUGCUGUGCUUCACGCAGGGUCUGCAGAUAAUUCGCGAAAUGGAUCAACAACGCGAAUGGCAUAUCAACUACCAAGACCUACUACACGUAUGGAGCGCUGGGUCAAUCAUUCAAGCAGGAGGCAUCAUGGAUCUUCUUCACAAAGUCUACAGCGAAUCGCCCAACCAGAAGAAUAACCUCUUAUCCAACAGCCAACUCGAAAAACAACUAACAAGCCUUCUGCCUUCAAUGAAGCGAUGUAUCCUCACAGCAUUGGAGGCUGAUAUGGUGAUUCCAGCGAUGAGUCAAAGUUUAGAGUACUACAAGUAUUCAACCUCUGUCGAUUUGCCUACCCAAUUGACGGAAGCGGAGCUGGAUUACUUUGGCAAUCAUAAGUUCGAUCUGAAGGAGGAACAUCGAGGUGAACCAAGCAAGGGAAAGCACCAUUUUGAAUGGAAGCCAGCGAAGGGCGAGUCUGACAAGUCUCGGCUUUGA